UGUGGCGGGGAGAGAGGCAUUGAGGGACGAGGCAUUGAGGGGAGAGGCAUUGAGGGGAGAGGCAUUGAGGGGAGAGGCAUUGAGGGGAGAGGCAUUGAGGGGAGAGGCAUUGAGGGGAGAGGCAUUGAGGGGGGAGGCAUUGAGGGGAGAGGCAUUGAGGGGAGAGGCAUUGAGGGGAGAGGCAUUGAGGGGAGAGGCAUUGAGGGGAGAGGCAUUGAGGGGAGAGGCAUUGAGGGGAGAGGCAUUGAGGGGAGAGGCAUUGAGGGGAGAGGCAUUGAGGGGAGAGGCAUUGAGGAGAGAGGCAUUGAGGGGAGAGGCAUUGAGGGGAGAGGCAUUGAGGGGAGAGGCAUUGAGGGGAGAGGCAUUGAGGGGAGAGGCAUUGAGGGGAGAGGCAUUGAGGGGAGAGGCAUUGAGGGGAGAGGCAUUGAGGGGAGAGGCAUUGAGGGGGGAGGCAUUGAGGGGAGAGGCAUUGAGGGGAGAGGCAUUGAGGGGAGAGGCAUUGAGGGGAGAGGAAUUGAGGGGAGAGGCAUUGAGGGGAGAGGCAUUGAGGGGAGAGGCAUUGAGGGGAGAGGCAUUGAGGGGAGAGGCAUAGAGGGGAGAGGCAUUGAGGGGAGAGGCAUUGAGGGGAGAGGCAUUGAGGGGAGAGGCAUUGAGGGGAGAGGCAUUGAGGGGAGAGGCAUUGAGGGGGGAGGCAUUGAGGGGGGAGGCAUUGAGGUAGACUGCCGCACCUGCCGUGAUCUGGUCACCACGGUCGCCAUCGCGCACCUCGACACACCUCGAUCGCACGCACCUCCUGCGACGUGUAGCUGCUUCAAGAGGGGCAGUGCACGGCUCGUGGGUGGGAAGGGGACAGGUGGGAAGGGGACAGGUGGGAAGGGGACAGGUGGGAAGGGGACAGGUGGGAAGGGGACAGGUGGGAAGGGGACAGGUGGGAAGGGGACAGGUGGGAAGGGGACAGGUGGGAAGGGGACAGGUGGGAAGGGGACAGGUGGGAAGGGGACAGGUGGGAAGGGGACAGGUGGGAAGGGGGCAGAAGGACCCAAGUACGCCCAUCCGCAGGUGGUCUUCUUCACCUGCUUCUUCAAGGCGGCAGCUCUUGGCUUCUACCUGCUGGGCAGCUGGUUCACGAGCAGCUUUGUGAUUGACUUCGUGGUGUGCGUGCUGCUCAUCGCGCUCGACUUCUGGGUGGUGAAGAACGUGAGCGGCCGCAUCCUCGUGGGGCUGCGCUGGUGGAACGAGACCGACGAGGCCGGGGAGACGCUCUGGCACUUUGAGUCGCUCGACCAGGCCUCAUUGGACCAGCUGAGCAAGACGGACGCAUGGGUCUUCUGGUGGACACUCUAUUGCACGCCAGCGUUAUGGCUGGGGCUGGGGCUCAUCCAGGUCAUCCGGCUGAGCUUUGACUAUCUGCUCAUCAUCAUCGUGGCUCUUGUGCUCGGCGCUGCCAACAUCUACGGCUACACCAAGUGCCGCCGAGAUGCCAAGAAGCAGAUCCAACAGUUUGCAGCACAGACCAUGGCACAGAAUUUCGCCUCUACGCUCACCUCUGCCCUCGCAGUCUGA
Molecule: messenger RNA, 1563 nt
Organism: Closterium sp. NIES-65
Lineage: Eukaryota; Viridiplantae; Streptophyta; Zygnematophyceae; Desmidiales; Closteriaceae
Source: the annotation of a GenBank genome assembly